AUGCCGUUGAACUUCAGCACAAACAAACCGCUCAGUGUACAUUCUAUGAAUACUGGGAAAUUUUGCCGCAUCUGUCUUUUCACAAAAAGACUAGUUGACGUUCUGAAAAUGGAUGAGGCCAAUAUUGAAAAGUGGUUUGAGCGUGUCAAAGAAUAUUUUCAAGUCAGUAUGUCGCGCCACGAUAACAAGUCAACAUAUUUAUGUCGUUACUGUAUGCAAAUAAUUGAAGAUCGGAUUGACGAACAAAAUACUGUCAUGAAAAACCAACGCAUCAUCGGUUUUUUGGAUGAAAUGUCUCAAAAAAACGUGGUAAAAUCAAUCCAACAAGAAGAUGGUCAAUAA
Messenger RNA from Macrosiphum euphorbiae (potato aphid), 342 nucleotides. NCBI's taxonomy places the organism in Eukaryota, Metazoa, Arthropoda, Insecta, Hemiptera, Aphididae. The record is from the annotation of a GenBank genome assembly.